AGCAGAAGAUGAGCAUCAGGAAAGCAGCGCCUUCUCUGCUUCUCCCCAUCUCCCAAAUGCUGAAGUACCAAGUCUCGGGACUGUAGCAGAGGAGCGGCUGUGAGGCCAUUGUAAGAGACAAGAUUUACUGCACUAAUUAAACCUGAGCAAGCUGUAACAAGUGAAAAAAAAUGCCUAUAUUAGAUUAAAGAACUUGUCCAAGGUCUCACCUGUCUGUGGCAGAGCUGGAAACAGAAGCCAAACCUUGUGACUCCCAAUCUUGUACUAUAACUAAAAGACCAGCUCUGCUCUUCAUGCUGUGUCGCCCUUGCUCUAAUCUUAGGAAGGCUGUGGAAACACGGGGGUUUACAACAAAGUGAAGAGAACAGCACACUACAUCAGCGGUGAAAACUUCAAAGACUUAAUUAAAAAUGUCUAGCAAAACAGUUAGCACCACAAACAAUAUAGCUCAGGCCCGAAGGACUGUUCAGCAGCUAAGACUAGAAGCUUCAAUAGAAAGAAUAAAGGUGUCAAAAGCCUCAGCAGAUUUAAUGUGCUAUUGUGAAGAACAUGCCAAGAAAGAUCCUUUACUAAUGGGCAUACCUACUUCCGAAAACCCUUUCAAGGAUAAGAAAACAUGCAUUAUAUUAUAGAGGGGCAGCAAGUGCCUCCGUAGUUUUUCCAAGCAAAACAAAAAGGCAGGUUCUUAAAUAACCUAAUGGUCAUCUGGUAUCAGUAGCUUAAAGCAGCAGUUCUUUUACCAUGUGCGUAAAUGAUUUUUUAGUUUUUUUAAAAGGUUUUGGGUUUGGGAUUUUUUCUUUUAGCAUCCUUCCUACAAAGCCAGAUUACAAACUCAGUUAUCCUCUUCCUUAUAAAAUGGAGUGGGAUUUUUGACGUAGCUAGUAAUUCUGCUGUGUCAGCUCUUCUGUAAUGAGAAGGAAUGGGCUGAGGUGGGGUUCUUUUCUAAAUGUUCAUUAAGUACAUUUCAGUUGGGCUACGCAAUCAAAACCAAAGUUGCCUGAGCAUCAUUUACGGACCAGAAAGACAAAUCAUUUGAGUUCUAGUCAAGCAUAUUUUUGUGCAUGUGUGUUUGUUUAUGUGGAGACACGUUCCAAAGUGCAUUCUCUAACAAAAGACUCCUCGCAAUGACUGCUUCAACUGUUGAGAAACUCUGGAGGUUCCUGCCUUUACCUUUUAGUUAUGUAUUCAUUUUUUAAAUG
Messenger RNA from Gavialis gangeticus (Gharial), 1199 nucleotides. It is a transcript of the gene GNG12, whose product is annotated as G protein subunit gamma 12. The record is from RefSeq and is a predicted model, not a curated record. The transcript is spliced from 6 exons. Bases 411 to 632 code for a protein of 73 amino acids. Gene Ontology annotation, biological process: G protein-coupled receptor signaling pathway. Gene Ontology annotation, molecular function: G-protein beta-subunit binding. NCBI's taxonomy places the organism in Eukaryota, Metazoa, Chordata, Crocodylia, Gavialidae. Gene Ontology annotation, cellular component: heterotrimeric G-protein complex.